GACUCAUCCUCUUCUCUCCAUUCUUCCAACUAUGCCAGAGUCCCCGCCGACGGCAUUGUUGCUCCGUUAUCCACAUUUCCUUCUACAUCGUUCAACUCCUGCGUCGCCACCCGCGUCUCUGCCCUCUCCCUCACGCACCUCUACCAAGUUCCAAAAGUCUUCCAUCGCACAACCCUUCCUUGAUAACCCUAGCCUCAUCGCGCCGCCGUUCGUCUCACCCUAGCCGCCCGUCGCGCUGCCCUCCUGUCUCACCGUGGUCGUUCGGUAAUUCUCUUGCCCGUCAUCCGUCCGUCGUGUGCGUCUACAGCUCGCCAGUGUUCGUCGCCAGCUCGCCAGUGUUUGUCUCGUCGUCCGUCGCUCUCCCUCAAGCCUCUGCUCACUGCCCUCGCCGAAGUGAAUCAGUAACAAGAACGAUUUGAUAACCAGUCCGGUUUUCAAAACCUUGCAGAAAACACAACACCCCCUAAACCCAUCAGAGCUGCAGCCACCUUCAAACAGAACGUGUGCCAGCCCCCACCACUAUCGCCGCCAGCGGUUGCCAUCGUCGCCUCUCGAAGGUCUGCUCGGAGCUGUUGGCUUCUCCGUUUUUGUCCUCAUCAUCAAGCCUCUGUCUUCGAGCCCCCUCUCUCUCUCUCUCUUUGUCCGAGCAUACUUCCCUUCCUCUCUCGUCGUCACUUCCCUUCCUCCCUUGCCGGUUUGUUUAUUACAUCAGAGAAGACCGAUUGCCCAACAUUGAGGAGGGGGGAACAAUGCACGAGAGGCAUUCACAAUGGCAGCAACAAGAAGCAUUGGCAAUGCUAUCCUCCGAAACCACUCCCUCUGUUUCUCCACUGCUUCUUGUUACCGGAAACAGAUUUCCCUCGCCAGUCUCUUCCAGAGGUACGGUUUCCCCCCUUCCCAAAUUCCCCACAUCAUCUCCAACAACUCCUUUCUCUUAGAUUCCAACAUACCUGAACUUGAGAAAUCACUCGCCACUCUCUUCUCCUUCCGAAUUCCCCAAAAUGCCGUUGUCUCCCUCAUUCGCAACUGCCCUGCCGUGUUGGAACCCAAGUUCCUCCAAAACUGGGAGCAGGGAUUGUCGAAGCUCAAGGCCAUGAACCCUUCCUCAUCCAUGAUUGUGAACUUCUUGGAGUGUUCUAGAAGAUUCCAACUGGACCCGGUUGAGGCUUCCAAGAAAGUCGAGGCAUUGAAGAGCUUGGGAUUUUCUGAUGACGUUGUGUCGAAGAUUUUGGAGGGUUUCCCGAGCGUGAUUGCAGUGAGCAGGAGGCAACUUGCUUCUGUGAUUGAGUUUCUGGUGGAAUUUGGGAUUCCGAGGGAUGAGGUGGUUGAUCGAGUUGUGCGGUUGAACCCAAGGGUUUUGGGAAUUGGGGUUGAGCAGAGGUUGAAGCCCCUGAUUCGUGAAUUGGAGGAGUUAAGAUUUCCUAGGCACGAAAUUAGGACCGAGGAGAGGAUUUUUCAGGAUGGUUUGCUGAGGGCUUGUUUUGAAGUGAAGUUAAAAGUGGAUUGCUUGUGCGAUCACGGAUUGAUUCGAAGCGAUGCUUUGAAGUUGUUAUGGAAAGAGCCAAGGUUGAUAACCUAUGAUGUAGAGUCCAUUGAGAAAAAGAUUGGGUUCUUGGUGCAGAGGAUGAAUUAUAGUGUUGAUUGUUUGCUUCAUGUUCCUGAGUACUUGGGUGUGAACUUUGAGAAGCAGAUUGUUCCUAGGUACAAUGUAAUGGAGUACUUGAAAGCGAAAGGCGCGCUUGGUUUCGAGUUUGGACUAAAGGACAUGGUAAAGCCAACCAGGCUUAGAUUUUACAAUCUUUAUGUCAAGCCCUAUCCAGAGUGUGAAAAGAUUUAUGGGCGGUUUUCUGGAAUUACCAAAGUUAAAAGUAAGCAUCCACCUGGUCUAUGGAAACUCUUUAAACCUCCCAAGUUCCUGACAACCGAUGAAGAUGCGAAGAAUUUGAAGUCAUUCAUGGACACACUGGUAUAGUGAUCUAAUCUGAUCCUUGUUAAUUGAUUAUUACAUCAUGGAUUUUUCUGAGCUUAUAUUUAUUAUUGUCAUUAUUUCUCUUGGUUGAAUGAAUGGGUCAUGAGAAUCCUUCUCCUUACCUUCAUGCAGAAAUAGGCCAUCAUUGGCACCUUAGCUCAUAAUAUUUUUACUUGGUUUGCAACAAGCUUCAUGUAAAUUUGCAUCAAAGAAACAAUUGUAGUAAUAAUUCAUUUUAAGGAUUCUUAAUUUAGCAAGCUGCUAACUACAUUCUCUAGUUGCUUUCUUCAAA
Arachis duranensis is the source of this 2261-nucleotide messenger RNA. Its product is annotated as transcription termination factor MTERF15, mitochondrial. Gene Ontology annotation, biological process: regulation of DNA-templated transcription. Lineage: Eukaryota; Viridiplantae; Streptophyta; Magnoliopsida; Fabales; Fabaceae. The record is from RefSeq and is a predicted model, not a curated record. Gene Ontology annotation, molecular function: double-stranded DNA binding.